AUGGGCACUGGCCCCGUCCCCAGGCUGCACCGGUGUCACCGCAGGGACCGGGGUUGCCAGGGCGCUGGCGGCUGCGUCACGGUGCCUGGGGACAAGCUCGGUGUCACUGCUGGGCUGCAGCACUGCAGCCCUGAGCCCCACCACAACUGGACGCUGGACCCCUCCGGUGACUGGUACUACCGGUGGAUCACGAUCAUGGUGCUGCCCAUCCUCUACAACUGCAUGGUCCCCGUUUGCAGGUUGUGCUUCCCAGAGGUGCAGGACCAGCUCCCACGGCUGUGGCUGGGGCUGGACACCCUCAGUGAUGUGUUGUACCUGGGGGACAUCGGCGUGAGGCUGCACACGGCCUUCCCUGAGGACGGGCUCCUGGUGCGGGACCGGCUCCGCAUCCGCCGCCGGUACCUUGGGUCCGGCUCGUUCUGGUGGGACCUGGCGUCAUCGGCACCGCUGGAGCUGCUGUGGGGGCGCCCUGCGGCUCGUGCCACGCGGUGGCUGCGGGCGCGGCGCCUGUGCGAGGCCUGGCAGCGCCGCGAGACCCGGGCGGCUCGUCCCGGUGCCCUGCGCGUGGCCGCGCUGCUGCUGGGCGCCGGGACUGCGCUCCACGGCCUCGCCUGCGCCUAUUUCGCACUCUCAGCGCACCUCGGGCUCGGAUCCGAUGCCUGGCUCUGCCCCAGCAGCCCCGGCGCCUGGCGCCAGUACCUGCACAGCUUCUACACGGCCACGCUCCUGCUCGCCACCGUGGGGGACACGCCGACGCCUCGCCGCGUGCCCGAGCUGCUCUUCGCCACCUUCAGCUUCCUCCUGGGCGUCCUGGCCUUCGCCACCAUCACCGGCAGCAUCGGCGCCGUGGUGGGCGCCACGCGCGGAGCCUGGCAGCGCAGCACCGCUGCCGCGAGGCAGCUACUGGGGCCUGGGGAGCUGCGGCGGCGCCUGCAGCGGUGGCGGCCAGAGCCGGCACUGGCGCUGGAGGAGAGCACGCUGCGGGCACUGCCGCGGGCGCUGCACGAGGAGCUGGCGGCCGCCGCGCACCUGCGGGCUCUGAGCCGCGUUGGCGUGUUCCGCGGCUGCGAGCGCGGCGUCCUGCGGCGCCUGGUGCUGCGCCUGCGGGCCCAGGCCUACGGCCCCGGGGAGCCCGUGUGCCGCCGCGGCCACGUGGGCCGGCACAUGUUCUUCAUCCGCAGCGGGCUCGUGGCCGUGCUGGGCGACGACGGUGCCACCCCCGUGGCUGUGCUGGGCCAGGGCAGGUACUUCGGGGAGCUCAGCCUCAUCCACAUCCCCGGGAACCGCUGCGGGAACCGGCGCACCGCUGACAUCGUGAGCGUGGGGCACUCGGAGCUCUUCCUGCUCUCCAAGCAGGACCUGCUCCAGGUCCUGGCCGAGUUCCCCGGAGCGCGGGCGGCGCUGGAGGCUGAGGGCCGGCGGCUGCUGCAGCUCUCGGGGCUCCUGGACCCCGGCGCUGAGGCGGCGGCAGCAGCGGCCGCUCUGCGGGCACGGGGGCUGGAGGAGGCCCUGGCGGGGCUGCGGGUGCGGGUGGCAGCGCUGGUGGCGCAGCUGGAGGCCACCGAGGGCCGCCUGAGGCUGCGGGUGCAGCGCCUCGAGCAGCAGCUGCGGCAGCGCCGGGACGCAGCAGCCAGGGGGGGACAGCGGGGACAGGCCAAGGGGCAGGGUCCUGGUGCAGCGCCCAGGGCACAGGGUCCUGCUGGGGCUCAGGGUCCCCCCAGGGUACCAGGUCCCUCCAAGUCACAGGGUCCCACCGGGGCACAGGGUCCCACCGGGGCACAGGGUCCCAGUAGGGCGGCCAGGGCACAGGGUCCCACCGGGGCACAGGGUCCCACUGGGGCACAGGUUCCCAGUAGGGCAGCCAGGGCACAGGGUCCCACUGGGGCACAGGGUCCUGCUGGGGCUCAGGGUCCUGCUGAGGCUCAGGGUCCCCCCAGGGUACCAGGUCCAUCCAAGUCACAGGGUCCCACCGGGGCACAGGGUCCCACCGGGGCACAGGGUCCCAGUAGGGCAGCCAGGGCACAGGGUCCCACCGGGGCACAGGGUCCCAGUAGGGCGGCCAGGGCACAGGGUCCCACUGGGGCACAGGGUCCUGCUGGUGCUCAGGGUCACCCUGGCACACGGGGACAGCCCAAGGUGCAAGGUCCCAGUGGGGCAGGCAGGGCACUGCGUCACCCCAGGGCACAAGAUCCCCCCAGGUCACAGGGUCCCCCCAGGGUCCAGGGUCCCAGUGGGGUGCAGGGUCCCCCCAGGUCAUAGCAUCCC
Neopsephotus bourkii (Bourke's parrot) is the source of this 2265-nucleotide messenger RNA. RefSeq names its product cyclic nucleotide gated channel subunit alpha 4 (gene CNGA4). Gene Ontology annotation, biological process: monoatomic cation transmembrane transport. Gene Ontology annotation, cellular component: intracellular cyclic nucleotide activated cation channel complex; plasma membrane. Lineage: Eukaryota; Metazoa; Chordata; Aves; Psittaciformes; Psittacidae. The record is from RefSeq and is a predicted model, not a curated record. Bases 1 to 2259 code for a protein of 752 amino acids. The transcript has 6 exons. Gene Ontology annotation, molecular function: protein-containing complex binding; cGMP binding; intracellularly cGMP-activated cation channel activity.